AUGGGAUUUAUACCUUUUCUUGCCUUUGAUAUAACUUCUACUAUAGUUGUAUCAAUUAUAACGGUGAUUGGUAUUUAUUGGUUUUGGCUUAAACCACGUUUAUCCUCUUCUAAUAAUUCAAAUGAUAUCUUAAAAACAAUCAGACCUUUGAGACCAGGAAAUGAAUUAGUGGGUAAACCAUCAAUAGCAUCUCACGAGGGUAGUUUCGUAGAUCGAAUGUUACAUUCUGGAAAGACUAUGGUUGUAUUUUAUGGUUCGCAAACUGGUACAGCUGAAGAUUUUGCUCAACGUAUGGCUAAACAAGCAAAACGUUAUGGAAUUUCUGCAGCAGUUUGUGAUCCUGAAGAAUGUGAUAUGGAAGAAUUACAACGUUUGAUAGCAAUUGAUAAACAUUUAGCUGUGUUUUGUUUGGCAACAUAUGGUGAAGGUGAUCCAACUGAUAAUGCUCAAGAAUUUUAUGAAUGGUUACGAGAAGAUGGACGCGAAUUACAAAAUUUACAUUAUGCUGUAUUUGGUCUUGGAAAUAAAACAUAUGAGCAUUACAAUGCUAUAGGAAAAAAUGUUGAUAAACGUUUAGAUGAAUUAGGAGGUGUUCGUAUAUGUGAAGUUGGCCUCGGUGAUGACGAUGGAAAUAUUGAGGAUGAUUUCAUGGCAUGGACAACUACAUUUUGGGAAAAUGUUUGUCAAAAAUAUGAAUUAGUUAUCAAUGCUGAUGGAAGCUCAUUUAUUAGUAUGCGACAAUAUAAACUUGUUGAUGGUCCAUUUCCACCUGAGACUGUUUUUACCGGUGAAAUAGGUCGAAUAAAAUCAUAUGAAAAACAAAAACCACCCUUUGAUCUUCGUAAUCCAUAUUUAGCACCAGUUCUUGCUAGCCGUGAAUUAUUUGAAGAAGGUUGUUUACGAUCUUGUUUACAUCUUGAAUUGGAUAUAUCAAAUACACGUAUUAAAUAUGAAGCAGGUGAUCAUGUAGCUGUGUUUCCAUCGAAUGAUGUAGUUUUAGUUAAUAGAAUCGGUGAAUUGCUUAAUGCAAAUCUUGAUGAAGUUAUUUCACUUGUUAAUGUGGAUGAGGAUGCACAAAAGAAAAAUCCAUUUCCUUGUCCAUGCAGUUAUCGUACAGCAUUAACAUAUUAUUUAGAUUUAACAAGUAUUCUAAAUACACAAAUACUCAAAGAUAUUGCGCAAUAUGCGACAGAAGAAAAUGACAAAGCUCUAUUAACAUUAAUGGGUUCAUAUAGUGAAGAAGGAAAGGUUAAAUAUAAAGAAUGGGUACUUGAUGGUUAUCGUUCAGUUGUUCAUAUUCUUGAAGAUUUACCAUCAUUAAAACCACCACUUGAUCAUCUAUGUGAAUUAUUACCACGUUUACAUCCACGUUAUUAUUCCAUAUCAUCAUCACCAAAAGUACAUCCAACAUGUGUACAUGUAACCGCUGUUAUUGUUCAUUAUGAAACACCAACAAAACGUACUGUUAAAGGCGUUGCAACGAAUUGUUUUCAAGAAUUAUAUACAAAACAUCAUGCACUAGGACAUGGCCAACAUAAUAAAGAAGAAAAUGGUUGUGAUAUAGCCGGCCGUUUUCCUAUUUAUAUUCGUAAAUCAACAUUCCGUUUACCAUUUAAAUUCCAAACACCAAUUAUUAUGAUUGGUCCUGGAACUGGUUUAGCACCAUUUCGUGGUUUUAUACAAGAACGUCAUUAUUUUAAAACACAAGGUAAACCAAUUGGUGAAACAAUACUUUAUUAUGGUUGUCGAAAUCACGCUGAAGAUUAUUUAUACCGAGAUGAAUUAAAAUAUUUUGUUGACGAAAAAGUUCUUGAAUUAUAUGUUGCGUUUUCACGUGAUCAAGAAGAAAAAAUUUAUGUUACACAUUUAUUAAAAAAACAUGGUGAAAAAAUAUGGAAAUUAAUUAAAGACCAAAAUGCUUCAUUAUAUGUUUGUGGUGAUGCAAAAAAUAUGGCUAGAGAUGUGCAUUCUAUUUUAAUAGAUAUUUCACAAACAUACGGUGAAAUGACACCCGAACGUGCAACUGCAUUUGUUAAAGAACUUACACAAAAAGGGCGAUAUUCACAAGAUGUAUGGAGUUAA
This is a messenger RNA of Adineta steineri, 2082 nucleotides long. The record is from the annotation of a GenBank genome assembly. NCBI's taxonomy places the organism in Eukaryota, Metazoa, Rotifera, Eurotatoria, Adinetida, Adinetidae.